AUGGCCGACGCCGAUCGGCAGGUCGAACUUUUGUUCUUUGAUACAUUUUCUCAUGAAAAUGCAGAGGAACUUAACUUGGAUUUGGUACAGUUCCCCUUGCCAGUGAUAAUAUAUGAGGUGCGAGUGAUUCCACUUCGUACACAGGUCCAGGCAGAUUUUCCUGGAGGCGUGAGACUUGGAGCUACCAAUCCCUCAUCAUUCAAGUUGGAGUUGUAUGCCAACAAUCUCAGCACUCCAAAUGCCUCCACUUUCCAGAAGCUGGGCAUCCUUGACUACAAGGAGAAUGUCACCAUCAUGAUGAAGCCGGAUGAAGACGUGCCCACUGAUGGCUUGAUACUGAAGGGUUGGUACAACACCCUGACCCUGGCAGUGUAUGGCAGCAUGACCACAGUGGUGAUGAAGCCGGACAGAGAGUCACCACCCCCUCCACCUCCACCACAGCCUGCACCCAGGCCAAAAACACAGGAGAGCCGUGCCUCCAGCACCCCUGACUCACACCAGGAAAUAGAGGUGAGGCCCCCACCCAGACCAGCGCAACAGCAUCCUCUGGAUCUCCUGGAACAGGCUGUGCAACAGCAGCGCCAACAGCAGCAGCUCCAGCAGCAGCAACAACAACAACAACAACUUCAGCAGCAACAGCAGCAGCAACAGCAAAUUGCUCCACCCCAGUCACAACCACCAUUUCUACAUGCCCCUCCAACUCAGGCUCCACCUCCUCAGCCUGUGCCUCCCCCUUCUGUCCCCCUUGUCCCCCCUCCACAACCUGUCCCCCCUCCAGACAUCAUGUAUCGCUCAGUGCCCGGGGCAUUUGAUGCCCCACCUCAGCCCGUUCCACCUCCAGCUGUGCUAGAACCUGUGAGAGAUUUCCCUGCUAUUCCAUCAAUAGCUCCAGUUGAGCCGCCUCAUGAUCCAGAGCCACAUGACCAAACUCCUAGAGAGUUCCGAGACUUCCCUCCUGAACCAAAGGAGCCGUACGACUCAAGGGAGGAAACCCGUUCUCGGGACUCGUACGACUGGGACUACCAUAGGGACAGGGAUAGGGACCGUGAUAGAGACAGGGAUGUUAAGCCUCGGAGAAACUCCAGAGAUAGUGACAGCCGAGAUUAUUCUAGUUCAAGGGAGAGCUCCCGCGAGCCUAGAGACUACCGUGAUAGGGAUAGAGACAGAGAUUAUUAUAAAGACAGAGAUCGCGAAAGAGAGCGGGAUAGGGAGAGAGAAAGAGAACGAGAAAGGGACAGAGAACGGGAAAGAGAGAGGGAGAAACAGAGGAGGGAGGAGAGGGAACAAGAGAAGGAAAGGGAACGCCGGGCAUUUGAGGAAAAAGAGUCCAGACCCCGCAGUCCUCCACAACCUCCUAUUCGAAGACGAUCAUUUGAGCGGUCAAGGUCAAGGUCACCUAUUAUGCGUGAAGUGCGCCCCCCAGAACCACCACCACCUCCAGAAGAAGAAACAGAGUUGGGUGAAAUCCUUGAUGAGGGCCAGGAUGAGAUCUAUGACACUCUUACCCCAGAGCAGUCUCCACUUGAUGCUCUGUUUUCUGAUGGAGAACUACCGGAAGGAGAGGAUGGAGGCUAUGAGGACAUCUCAUCAGAGGACGACCUCAUGGGAGAGGACGCAGACAUCAUUCCAGGCAUGGAGAUAUAUGAGCUCGGUGAUGAAUCGUGGACGUACCCAGGAUCUACUUUCAAUCCACUUCAUACAUUCAUUUCUCCACUUGCAACUUUCUGUGACCCGUCGUCGACUGCCUAUGAGCUGGAGGUAACAGCGUUGGAACAGGCAGAUGACAAGUCAGGGGAGAUAACUGAGGAGGGGUCAGAUGAGGGGCCGGAGGAUGCUGUAAAACUUGCAAACAUCGUGAAGCAGUUCACUGAUGAUGACAAGCAUGAUAAGUGGGUGGAAGCUUUAGAAAGACACAACAGGACAGAUGUGUUGAAUACACUCAUGAUGUGGGCAAUGGAUGGCCUUGACCUUGAACAAGCCAUGCAGCAACCGGAGUCCGCGUUUAAAGUGCGGCACCUGAAGAUGGGGAUACGUCUAGCUGGGAGUCUGUGCAGCCUCAGUCCGGACAUGGCACUCAACAUGCUGAAGCGCGAUGUCCAGCACAAGCUGCUUGACCUGUUCUUGUCCCCGUACAUGGCAUUCAGCGUGAAGCAGCAGAUCGUAACAGCUCUAGACAAGACGCUGUGCUUCUCCAGCGGUCUGCUGUGGUUCCUUGGUAAACACCCCCAGCAGUCUGUGAAGAAGGAGGACGGCACGGAGGCAGUGUGCUGCUACAGGAGACUCAUGGACAUCAUGCUCACCAAACAGUUGGCCAGGACAAGCAUUGCAUUGACUGCUCUGAGUCGGAAAAUCCACACCUUUGACUUGUUCCAGAAUCUGACCCACAUUAUAGACCACGUACUGGAUACCCUACCCCCUCUGGAAGAUGAUGAUAUGAAGGGGGCAGAGGGAGAGGGGGAGCAGACGCCACCCCCCUGCAUGGAGGAGGAGGACGUGGACAAGUUGGUGGCUGCCUUAAAGGAAUUAACCAAGGUCUUCAUGCAUGCAGCUGACCUCAUUGCUCAGCCACGUCGUGGGCUUCCUGGGACUCAUGUGUUCUCCUCAGGAGAGCCUCCUGUAGAUCCUCUGCCCAGCCUCUUCCAUACAGCUUAUGAGUGUCGCCUGCUGGAGAGUAUCUUCGUGUUGACGUCAACGCCAGCAACGUCGAGUCAGCCGAGCAUCUUCACCGCGGUACAGAAGCUGCUGCUGCACCUCAUCAAGACUCAGCAGGGCCUGCUGUUUCUCAGCUGGAAGCCGGACACAACCAACGGCAUCAUCAGGUCUCUCAUUCAGAUGACCGAGGACAGCCCGGAGGAGGGUGUGGACGACAUGCCGGCCCGCCAGCUGGGGUUGGAACUGGUGUACCACCUACAGACUCUCCAGUACGUCGACCAUCUCCUGGAAUACCACAACAAGCAUGGCAGUGGUCGACCUCUGGAUGAUCCCGAACCACUGGGUAUCCUCCAGAACCUGUUCUCAAUGACCUUCACCUCUGUGUCACGUGAUGCCAUACCUAUAUUCAGCACGAUGGGUCGUGAUGCAGUAGUGCAUGUACUCAGUCAGGACAACAACCUCAGCGUCCUCCUGCCGUUCGUGGAAGAGUCAGAUGAUGAAGAUGGAAACCGUAGGUUGAAGAAGUCUGUGUGUGCUGGCUACACGACCCACCUGCUGUGUCUGGUCAUCAAGCUGUCCAACAACGUGCUGAUGCUGGAGAAGUUUGCCACUCGGAUCCUGGCGGUCAGUGAACAAGAUUUCAACAGUCGCCUGACGGAGCUGGAGGAGUGGGUGGCACCUUUGAAGAAAGUGCCGUGUGUGUCACGUGACAAGAUGUCUGACCUGAUAGGUCAGCUGAAGAUGUAUGCGGAGGAUGUACACAAGCUCCCCCCUGGCCUCAUCACCACUGUCCGUAUCCUCCAUUACCUGUCUGUCCCUCCAGAGAAGCUCUAUACACAAGAUUCUCAGAGUGAGUUGAAGUACAUGCACGCCCUGGUGGAGCUGUACAGCGAGGAGUGUUUCCCCAUCUUCCUCAGCUUUCUCCAGAAGCUGAGUGAGAGCCUGCUGCGACGCUGGCAGAAAGGUAUCCGACUGAGCAAUGAUCAGAUGUCUCGUUACCUCGCCAUCACACAGCCGUCACUGUCCAUAGUGAAGAGGUCCAUUGCCUUCGUCAUAAGGGCCCGGGAAACAGAGUUCAAGGACUUGACAGCUCUCCCAGCCCUGUUUGAGCUCCAUACAGUGUUGUGUUCAGUACCAAUCAGUGUUAUGCACAGUCAAGGAAUUGCAAAGAUCCAGAAGGAUAUAGUGGAUGCAAUCCUGGCCUAUACCCAGCCAGCCCUCAACCAGGCAGCUGCCACAGAAGAAGGACUAGCACAGAGUUUGUGGACUAUGAUGCUGACAGACCUUUUGAAGUAUGCAAAGAAACUUCCCUACACAUAUCUCAGUGGGCUCAUCAUGAUGUCAGAGUUACUUCCCCUGCCACUGCCUCUUCAGACAAAAGAGCCAUUGGAUAGCACAGAAAAAAGUGAGGUUGUGAUGACACGCAAGUUGUGGAGUGCCCACCUCCAUCCCCUAUCCUCUCUCAUCAAUGACCUCAUCAAGGAGUGUUCAGGGUCCAGCUGCCAGCCUCUCCAGCAGAUGUUGUGUCGUGUGUGUUGGCAGCUGGCCGACCUGGCCUCACCCUCCGCCACCAUGAUCACCAGGUGUCUGCUGGACAUCAUCAUUGAGAACAGCAGGAUUCGUCUGGAUGGAGAGAGCGGGGAGGACAAGGAAGGAGAGAAGGAGCCGUUGGUGAAGGAGGACGUAUAUCCCUUCAUCAGGGCGGGACAGGUCACGAAGUCCCUCAGCCUGUUAGGCUACCUCCUGUCUCAGCCCACCAUCAAGAUGGCCAUGUUGCAGCUCAUCAGGGGGAGCUGUGCCGAGGAUGAGAAGUAUACCAGUAUUGUACCCUUCAUGCUCAGCCUGCUGAACGAGGUCUCAGACCGACCCCAUCACAUACAGGCACAGGAGAAUGUGGUGUCCAUCCUGCAGAGUCUCUGUGACACAGAAAUAUCUCUCGUCUCCUCGGACACAGCUCUCACCGAACAGGUAAUCAGCAAUUCACUGCCAGAGAAAGACAUGCUAAAUACUGUGAUAACGGCUCUUCUCCACCACAUGGGGAACCCGGACCACACGUAUGCCUCCAUCUUGCCCUGUGUCCGCACCCUCGUCAUGCUCACAGACCACGACUAUGGCUUCUACCAUCUUGUCACAUGUCUGGAGAAGAAUACGACAGUGUUCAGCAGCCUCCUGUCUCGGGUGAACAACACCUUCAGUAAGGACAGCUCCGACUGCCUCUCCACUCUCUCAGUCAGCCUGGACUUCCUCCGACUCCUUGUGUCACUUGACCCACCAGAAGUGGAGGAGGCCAUGGCACGCACCUACGUCAUCAACAAGCAGCAGCUCAGGGCAUUGUUGUCAUGGACACCAGACCAGGAUCACCCGCUCGACGAUCUGGAGAAGCUCCUGGAGGUGUUUGCCAAGGAGGAGGAGAGUCUGGAGAGCCUGCUUGAGAGCAUCACAUCCCUCACCAAGAUGCUCCGAGACCCUGACAUCACACCAGGAAAAGAUCUGACUGAACCUGAGCUGUCCCCGCCCGAGCCUCUCAGUGUGUUGUUCAACAAGCGAGCUGUGUUCACCGUCAGUGAUGGUGAUGAUAAAAGACUGAGCGCCACCUACUGGCUGGCUAAUCCAAUCACAGAGGAACCAGACUCUGAGCCGGAACUGGUGCGCUGCAACUUGGAGGAUCUGUGUUCAAAAUAUUUCCCGGAAUUUGAUCUGGAGCAGGAACUGAGAAAAGACUCUAUGCCGUCUGCUGAAGAUAUUGUUAAACCCAGGAGGCUCAGAGACCGCCGUCGAUCUCAAGAAGUGAUCAAUAUCAACCACCGUGGCAGAAGAGGGAACAGACCUUUUGUUGCGCCGAUGCGAGGAAGGGGCAUAACUCAUGGUAUGAUGGCCUCCAACCGAUCCGACCCAUUCCGGUCUCGACCUCCCAACACCAGUCGUCCUCCGUCCAUGCAUGUUGAUGACUUCAUCAAGAUGGAAAAGAACCAGCGUCAUCCUGACAACAACCCCCAGGGCCAGCACAUCCACACUGGACAGCCACGCAGGAACGACAAGGAACAAAUGAGAGGUCGAGGCCGAGGCUUCGGGGAUCGCGGAGGAGGUCGAGGAUUCUCCAGCAGAGGGCGCUUCUUCACUCCACCUGGGAAUUAUGCGAGACGGGACCAGGCCCAUGGAGCUGGCGGUUCUCGUGGGGGCACCAGUUCUUACAUGGGGAGACAGAAGUACAACUUUGCCAGUCCCCGGUCGUUCCAGAGAGGAGGCCAUGGUGACCGAGCCAGCCCCACUGACCGCCGGGGUGGGGGCAACAACAGUGGGGGGAGCCGGGACUCACGCUUCGCACCCCGUGGGGGACGAGGAGGAGGAGGCAGCCAGUGGCUCGGGAAGGGCAAGGAUGAUGGCAGGUUUUCUGGCAGUUUCCGGGGGACGAAGAGAUUUCAGUGGAGGCGGAAGACAUUUUCGGUCAUUUACCAAAUAAGUUCUUCCAACUUUGUAACCAUGGCUUUCCUUCAUGGCACCAAGUGUCAACCCAGGUUGAUGUCAUUGUUGAUCCUUCGGAGGAUGUCAUCAGCUUAUUGCAGCUACUGAUGCCUAACAGCCAUUACUGCAACAGUGCUACUGUUUUAAUUCAAAAUGUCAGUGUGCUAUAUUGACCGUGUAGUACGACCUCGUAUCACAUGGACGUUUUGCCUUUGAGAUGAAAUACUUAACUUCUUUGAUAUUUUUCACAUUAGAACUUUUUUCAAAAUUUGCUACUUUAAAAAUAUUUCUUGGCUAUCUUGUAUAUUUCUAGAUAUAUAAAAUAAAAUGCUGUUACGAUGUUAACUAGCUGCAGAGUUGUCCCCCCUUUGGUAGGUCUUGUCCUGUCAGAACUAGUCAACUGCCAGGAAUGGUGGGAGAUAGUACCUAUGUUCCAGGUUGUAAUAUAGUGUCCGCCAGAUAUUGUGUAAAUGUACCAUAGUUCUGAUGCUUUUCAAGACAGCAGUAUACAUACAUCUGCAUUUUCAGACGAAAAAGUUUAUAAAAUAUUUCAGUGUAAUGAUGUUACACUAUAUAUGUGUGAUUGUGACAUCAGCACAAUUUAUAUUUGUAACACAUUGUGUUCCAUCAUCAGAAUGGGUCAUGAAUAGCCAGUUGUCUGAAGCACGCACUACCUUCUGAAGUUGGACUAGGACCUAUGACUGUGUGUUAACAUCCUAGGGUAUCCUGAUGAACGCUUUGUCCGUGUUCAUAGGUUUCACCAAAGUGGUUUACGUGUAAGACACACAUCCCACUGGACUUUCCUCCAACAUCAAGUUGACAAGUCAUUACAUGACGGAAAUACUGCUCAAUACUGUCAACAUGUGCUGAUAAAAGUUUAAAAUCUCCUCGGUAAAUCUCGGAGUUUUAACUUUUUUAAUAUACAACAAUUUGAAUGUGUUUCAUUUCAAUACACCAUGUGUUAAAACUAAGAUUGCUGUAAGGAGAAAACCUGGCUGGUUAUUUUGUUGGUGUUUAAAAUGACAUCAGCUGACCAGUAAUACAUACUGGAGAGUGUAUAUUUUGAAGACCUGAACUUUCGAUGUGCUUCAGAAAGUAUCAGAAUAAUCUGAAUUGCAGAUUUUUAAGAUGAAUCUGAUUGAAUUGUUUACACAUGUGUUGUGUAUUUCAGUUGUCAUCUGUCAAAGUGUAUAUUAUUUUUUAUGAUGUGUAUUAUCAUAUUCCCAUAUUAUCAUUCAUUGCUACAAUUUUGUUUAAAUGUAUAGAAUUGUAGUGCUUCAUGACGUUCAUGGUGUAAUAAAACUGAUAACAAAUGAUGUA
Messenger RNA from Haliotis rubra (blacklip abalone), 7434 nucleotides. RefSeq names its product protein virilizer homolog. Gene Ontology annotation, cellular component: RNA N6-methyladenosine methyltransferase complex. The record is from RefSeq and is a predicted model, not a curated record. Gene Ontology annotation, molecular function: RNA binding. NCBI's taxonomy places the organism in Eukaryota, Metazoa, Mollusca, Gastropoda, Lepetellida, Haliotidae.